Cotesia congregata is the source of this 618-nucleotide messenger RNA. Lineage: Eukaryota; Metazoa; Arthropoda; Insecta; Hymenoptera; Braconidae. The record is from the annotation of a GenBank genome assembly.
AUGCUUCAUUAUGCCACAAUAAUGGAACGCAAAGGUCCAUUGUGGAAUAUGAAUUGCAUGAGGCCAGAAAGUAAAAACCGAGAUUCUAAAAUAACAUCUCGCAUAACUCUUAAUCGUACCAAUAUUUCAAAAACGCUUGCUAUUAAAUCGCAGUUAAUUUUAAACCAUCGAUUGAGGAAUAGAUUGGUUAGUAAUAAACUGUAUGAGAGUAAUAAAUCCACAUUAAAGUCAGUACCCGAAUUACAAGAAUAUUGUUCAUAUGCCAAGUUAUUAUCUUUCUCACUUUCGGACAAGGUUACUGAAUUUGAUUUUAUCACAUUUAGGGGUAAGGACAUUCAAAAAAAUGUGAUAUUAAUGAUGCUGACAGAAUCAGACCGUUGCUUCUUCAACGUGCAUGCUAUUUUUGAAGAUAAUGCUAAUACUUUAUUCAUAGUUCCUAAAGAUAUUACUGAAUUCAUUUAUUACGAUGAACAUUUCCAAUCAUAUAGACUUCACGGAAGCUCUAUUAAUGUUAAAAAUUGGAAGAUUUUAAAUAUUCAAGAUCUGAAAUACUGUAAUGUUAGCCGUAUUUGUUUCAGUGGUAAUGGAUUUCAGUAUAUUCCAAAAAGAUGGAUUUAA